Molecule: messenger RNA, 1485 nt
Organism: Triticum aestivum (bread wheat)
Lineage: Eukaryota; Viridiplantae; Streptophyta; Magnoliopsida; Poales; Poaceae
Exons: 2
Coding region: 624-1235 (203 amino acids)
Source: RefSeq, a predicted model, not a curated record
CAUGUUUUAAUCUGACGGUUGCGAGUUCUCCAAUCAAACGAUACCCAUGCGACCGACGGAAGCCUGGGCCGGUCGACCGGCGUAUAUAACUGCCCUUGUACUAUUGAGCUGUUGUAACGUAGUCCUAUUCUCUAGGAUCUCACCCGCACUCCUCUGUGCAUGGCCUGCGUGCCGCUUCUCUUGGGAGCUCUCUCCUAUAUGUAACCAGUGUAACACUUGUGAGAUGAAUACAACAGUUUUACAGCGCCUCUCUUCUCUCUAACUUGCAGUCCACCACUGGCAGUCCCCUCCGGCCUUGAUGCGGACGGGAGGGAGAGACCCCUGAUGUCGACGUCUCCAUCGCGCCGCGAGUGCACACGCGGAUCUCGUCGGAGAACCUGAGGGGUCGCCGUCGAAGGGGAAGGAGUGGAAGAGGACGCUGGCAUGCAAGCUGUACGAGGUGCAGAUCCAGCUAAAGGUCUGCCACGACCCCGCCGCCUGGAGGAGCGGCGCCCGACCCCGCCCGACGCUCGAUCUGGUGUUGUGUCGGCUGCCGACCGACCCCGGGGAUUGCAGACCCCCAUGCCACCGUUCUGCCUCAGCUCGUCCUCUCGCGAUGAGAAAACUGGGGGCUCACAGGACAGAUGCACUGCAGAGGCCACGAUCCAAGCCGCCCCUCAAGCCGGGCGCACGCACAUCCAAGAUCUGGCCCGAAACGCCGCAGCAAGGCACCGUCGGAGGAGGGUGAGCUGGACACGACCACACCGAUCCAGAGCCCGAAGCCCCGACGCAGAUCCACGCAGCCCCGUCAAGCUGCCGCCGAGCUCGACCCUGUAGCAGGCCACCGCUUCCGCGGCUCCACCAUAGGCUCAGCCAACCCCCCUCCCCCGCGCGCAAGCACGGCCACCAGGAGCCCAUGUGCAGCCGUGCCGCAACCGGCCGACGAACGCGAAGCAGCUCACGGGCGAGACGGCCUGGGAAAUCGAAUCGUCCAGCUGCUGCAGAUUGGGGGCGGUCACAUCGAUGAAGGAGAAGAGAGAGAUGGGGUGAACGGAACGAACGCCAUGGGCUGGGAGGGAGGGGGUGGAUCAGAAGGGCUCGUGGUGUGUGCUGGGGCCACGGAUAGAAAGAAGAGCAGGAAGAAGAGGGAACCGGAUCCUCUAACAUCCUCAAGGAUGUCACACGCAUUUCACUGCAGCUUCGUGACAUCCUUUGAGGAUGUUAGAGGAUCCACUUUUGAAAAAGAGCAGCGCUGAUAGGUGGGAGGGCGCUGGAUGGAUGGAUAAAGAGAGGAAGGAGAGGAGCAGAUGUUCACGGCUCCAUGCAGUAGUAGUGGUCUCGGUGGGGAUUAUUGCUCCACGGCUCCACGCAGUAGUAGUGGUCUCGGUGGGGAUUAUUGCUAUAGAUUUUGCUUUUUUUUAAUGGCUGCACCUGCCAGACGCUGCUGGAAGUUGCCAUGCUAGCACCGAUUGCGAUUUUUUUUUUAAUGAGCACCGAUAUAAUUAC